ACGCUGUCCUUGGAGUGCUAACUAAAUGACGAUAGUGUAGAGAUAUCCAUCGGUCCGAUUCGACUCUGUCGUGCUAGAUGCCGACCAAGUGGUACUUCUCAUUCAAUAGCUAGGACCUAUCGUGCAUCAGCUGUGCGAUGUCCGAUUUACCCAAACAAGACUCGAAAACUUGGACUUUGUGUCGCAAUAGGACCUCGAACAGAUUUGGCGCUGGAACCAGAAUGUGCCAUUUGAUGCGGAGAGCUCCGUCGUACAUAGUUUGAUCGCCGAAACAACGAGGUCUCAACCAGGAGGUCUCAACCAGGGGCUCAGGCUAUUUGUGCAUGGGACGGCGAAUGGACCUAUCUUGAGCUCGACGAGCUGUCCACCUGUUUGGCCCACCAGAUUAUGGAUCAAGGAGUAAAGCCCGGAGUAAUCGUACCACUGUGUAUUGAGAAGUCGAAAUGGAUGCCUGUAGCCAUGCUUGCGGUUAUGAAAGCUGGCGGUGCAUCGAUCGUCCUUGAUUCUGCUCAACCGGAGCAUAGACUCCUUAGCAUUAUAAGGCAAAUAAGUCCGGUCCUUAUACUAACCUCAGAAGCUAACGAAAGCCUCGCCCAUCGCUUGACUACUGGGCGGGUUGCAAUUAUGGAUGAGCCACUGACGGAUAAAUCCACUCUAAACACAUGGCGCACACUACCGCAGGUACUGCCCUCUGAUAUGCUCAAUCUUGUCUUCACGUCUGGCAGCACUGGCGAGCCUAAGGGUGUUGUUAUCACCCAUGUAAACAUGACCAAUGCGAUCGUUCACCAGAGAGGAUGCCUCGGGUUCAGCAGCAAGUCACGCAUCUUCGACUUCGCAUCCUACAUGUUCGACGUCGUGUGGUGCAAUCUGAUCCAGGGACUAUCAGCCGGAGCUUGCAUCUAUAUCCCGAGCAACGACGACCGACAUAACGAUAUUGUGGGCGCAGCAAUCAGGCUCUUAGUCAACAUAGCUAUCCUAAUACUGUCUGUUGCUCGUGGCCUUAACAUGAAGGCACUCGAGAACCUAAGCUAUGUGUUUUUUAUUGGAGAGCCACUGUCCAUGAGUAGCUGUGUUGGCCUGCCACCUAAUACCGUGGUCACAAACUUAUACGGCCCUACUGAGUGUACAACAUUCAGUACAGCUCAGGUGGUCGAUAAAACUUCGUUCAAGCGCAUCAGCAUUGGUAAAGGUCUUGGUCUGAACACAUGGCUGGUGGACCCGUCCGAUGACUCCAAGCUUGUGCCAAGAGGCUGUAUUGCAGAGCUCCUGCUUGAAGGUCCACUUGUCGCAGCUGGAUAUCUUAGUAAAGCUGCAGCCACUGUAACUGUCUUCGUCAACGGCUUAAAUUGGCUUCUCGAAAGUCCCACAAAUAUUGGUGCCAAAGGUCGUCGCAGCCGAUUGUACAAGACUGGAGACCUCGCAAGGUACAACAUCGAUGGCACCUUAGAGUUUCUCGGGCGGAAGGACUCUCAAGUGAAACUAAAUGGCCAGCGGGUCGAAUUGGGUGACAUAGAGCACCACAUCAAGGCAUGUCUGGAGUACAGUAAGGAGGAUCUCGACGUUGUCGCCACAGUCGCACAGCCGCAGGCAAGCAAUAAGGAAGUGCUCGUUGCCUUUCUGAAAGUUCCCAGGCUGUCUUCGUUCGAUGACAUGGCCUUUGAUGCCGUCUUCGAGAAAGUCACGGACGUUCUUCAUAGCAGACUCAGAGCUCGAGUGCCCGCUUAUAUGAUUCCUUCGGCAUACAUUCCGCUGGACUGUAUUCCAACUACGCCUAGUGGCAAGACCAAUCGGCGCAAACUCCAGACUGUUGCUCAACAAUUGAGCUUCCAAGGAGUAGCGGCCAGAAAUUCUAAUCUACUGACUUCAGAAAAAAAACGGCCUUCAACAGAUGUCGAAAUAUGUCUGCAAAGCUUGUGGGCAGCUGUGCUGGGUCUAGAAGCUAAGGACAUCAAUACGGCCGACAAUUUUUUGCGCAUUGGCCGCGACUCCAUAUCAGCCAUGAGACUUGUCGCUGCUGCUCGUAAGAACGCUAUUGUCUUGUCGGUUGCAGAGGUUUUUCAGCACCCAGUCUUGAGCGAAAUGGCCCUUGCCGCUCAGACCCUUGAGAGCAAUCAUAUACCAGAGCGUUUUGCGCCUUUCACGCUAAUUCUGAAGGAAGAUAGCACUGUUGAGUAUUUGAGACAGCAGAUUGCGAGCCAUUUUGAUGAUGUAGAGGCUUCUCAUGUGGAAGAUGCCUUUCCCUGUACACCAUUACAAGAAGGGUUGCUCGCACUUACGAGUAGGCGUUCCGGAGAUUACGUCGCACAGUUCGUCUACCUACUUCAACCAACUGUGAAUAUCCAGCAGUUCAUGCAAGCUUGGGAGGUAGUCGUUAAAGAGACACCCAUAUUGCGUACUCGUGUCGUCGAACUUUCGGGUCAUGGUCUUGUACAGACUAUCCUCAAUCAGCAGGCUAAAUGGGCCCGCUGGGACGACACGAUGACUCUUCACACCUAUCUAAAGGCAGACUGCGAGCUCGUCACUGGUCUAGGCACCCCAUUGACACGGUAUACAGUGUUGCGGACUUCUGAGGACGGCAGUUGGUACUUUGUGUGGACCAUACAUCAUGCUCUCUAUGAUAGCUGGUCGAUUCCUCUGAUUUUGGAACGACUGGAAGGCUCUAUAGCUCCUCGGCUUCCCCCGCCACCCUUUCAGAGAUUCGUUAAACACAUUACUGAGAUCGAUAUUGGCGCUACAGCAAAGUACUGGGAGAAGCAGUUCCAAGGCUUAGAAGCUCAGAAUUUUCCUCAACUACCCUCAAACAAUUAUCAGCCACUCUGUAAGGCCUUCAUUAAGCGAAACCUUCAUGUGCCGCACUGGCCGGACACAGGAAUCACACCGUCCAGUAUAUUGCGAACAGCAUGGUCUCUAUUGGCUUCAAAGUAUACCGAUAGCUCUGAAGUUAUUUUUAGAGUCACCGUAGCCGGACGACAGGCUGCUGUGACAGAUGUUGAGCGGAUGAUCGGGCCAACCAUAGCUACUGUUCCUGUACGAAUAACUCUUGACUGGUCUCAGAUGACUGUCGAACAGCUGCUGCGGCAGGUUCAGGCACAAUCAGCAAACAUGAUUGCAUUUGAGCAGAUGGGCCUACAGAACAUCCGACGUACAAGUCCAGAGGGUGAAAGAGCAUGCCAAUUCCAGACCUUGCUGGUUGUGCACGCUGUCGAGGCGAACGAAGCGCGACAUCAAUGUACAAGCAGCCGCUGGUUUGUUAGUCAGCGAGAUGAAAAUGGCUCAGACGAUACACAUGUUACAGUGGCUGAUACACACGCUCUGACACUUGAAUGUGAUCUUCAGAGGCACGGAGUGCGAUUGCGAGCGGCACAUGACGCGAGUGUGCUCGACACCGACCGAGUCCAACGAUUAGCAAUGCAGCUCGAGCACGUCAUUCAGCAGCUGUGUACACCAAGCAAUGCGAGCAAAUCUCUGUCGAGGCUUAACAUGCUAUAUGAGCAAGACCACAUUGAUAUAUGGAGCUGGAAUGCGGCCGUUCCAGAAGCUAAACACCGAUGCUUGCAUGACCUCGUCACAGAGACAGCUCGCAAGCAGCCCCAGACCAUCCGUUUGUCCAUAGUUACAUGGGAAAGCUUGGCGCCCGAUGCACGUCUGUGUCACCAACACGCGUUUUUGUAUGUAAUUGACAUUUUACGACAUCGUCGCCGCACCACGCGUAUAUAG
This is a messenger RNA of Pseudovirgaria hyperparasitica, 3717 nucleotides long. Its product is annotated as acetyl-CoA synthetase-like protein. NCBI's taxonomy places the organism in Eukaryota, Fungi, Ascomycota, Dothideomycetes, Acrospermales, Acrospermaceae. Gene Ontology annotation, cellular component: cytoplasm. The transcript has a single exon. Bases 388 to 3717 code for a protein of 1109 amino acids. Gene Ontology annotation, molecular function: phosphopantetheine binding; catalytic activity. Gene Ontology annotation, biological process: amino acid activation for nonribosomal peptide biosynthetic process; secondary metabolite biosynthetic process. The record is from RefSeq and is a predicted model, not a curated record.